This is a messenger RNA of Suricata suricatta (meerkat), 3797 nucleotides long. RefSeq names its product calcium binding protein 39 like (gene CAB39L). The coding region runs from base 682 to 1695 and encodes 337 amino acids. The transcript is spliced from 11 exons. Gene Ontology annotation, molecular function: protein serine/threonine kinase activator activity. NCBI's taxonomy places the organism in Eukaryota, Metazoa, Chordata, Mammalia, Carnivora, Herpestidae. The record is from RefSeq and is a predicted model, not a curated record. Gene Ontology annotation, biological process: intracellular signal transduction.
UGUGUCUAGGACUGGGCUUCUUGGAGGUUGGAAACUUAGCGGCUCCAGGUGUGGUGGGGUCCUGAGGGAGCAAUGGAGGCGAAGAGGGAUCUGAGGGAAUACACCUGGUGCCUUCUUCACUUGCCUGAAAAGGAAAGGCUUUCUUGGCCUGAGUCUCAGCCCUGGCUAGAAGAGAGAGUAAUGAAUGGGUGGGGGAAGAUCCCAGGCUUUGGUUUGUUCGUCAUCUUGAGGGCUCGCCGGAGGCACUGCUGCCUUAAUGCCGAUUCCCCGGGUUCCAGAGAACUCCACCCAUAAUCUUUGUCUCGGGAAGACUGAUCAUCCACUCUCCUAAAGGUGGUUGUCCGAUGGACUGAUUCAGAAAGGAACAAGGCUGGUUAUUAAUAGAAGGGGAAAGAGGGAGAUGCCUCACCACUCUGCUCAGGAUAUACAUCAAAUAUUGAGAAGAAAGAACAUCAGGAGCUAAAUGUUCUAUUUAAGCCAGUAGUUGCUGCUCAGAAAAUACAUAAAUAUGCAGACCCUAAGUCAGUGGUUUAUAUGUCCUUCAUGCAAGAGCAAUGCACUAAAGGAGAGAAGUAAGCUGCAUUGAUCAGUGACUUUGGUGAAGAUUAAGAAAGUUGAAACGAAUUUGCUGAUGAUAUACAGCUUCUAAGCAUUCUGCAUUGGAAGAAGAGAUUUUUAUAGAUGAAAAAGAUGCCUUUGUUUAGUAAAUCACACAAAAAUCCAGCAGAAAUUGUGAAAGCUCUGAAAGACAACUUGGCCAUUUUGGAAAAGCAAGACAAAAAAACAGACAAGGCUUCUGAGGAAGUGUCGAAGUCACUGCAAGCAAUGAAAGAAAUUCUGUGUGGGACAAAUGACAAGGAGCCUCCCACAGAAGUCGUGGCUCAGCUUGCACAAGAGCUCUAUAACAGUGGCCUGCUGGUGACAUUGAUUGCUGACCUACAGCUGAUAGACUUUGAGGGAAAAAAAGAUGUGACCCAGAUAUUUAACAACAUCCUGAGAAGACAGAUCGGCACUCGGAGUCCCACUGUGGAGUAUAUUAGUGCUCAUCCUCAUAUCCUGUUUAUGCUCCUCAAAGGGUAUGAAACCCCACAGAUCGCCUUACGUUGUGGGAUUAUGCUGAGAGAAUGUAUCCGAUACGAACCACUUGCCAAAAUCAUCCUCUUUUCUAAUCAGUUCCGAGAUUUCUUUAAGUAUGUGGAAUUGUCAACGUUUGAUAUUGCUUCAGAUGCCUUUGCUACUUUUAAGGAUUUACUAACAAGACACAAAGUGUUGGUUGCAGACUUCUUAGAACAAAAUUAUGACACUAUUUUUGAAGACUAUGAGAAAUUGCUUCAGUCUGAGAAUUAUGUGACUAAGAGACAAUCUUUAAAGCUGCUAGGUGAACUGAUCCUGGACCGACACAACUUUGCCAUUAUGACAAAGUAUAUCAGCAAGGCGGAGAACCUCAAACUGAUGAUGAACCUCCUUCGAGAUAAAAGUCCCAACAUUCAGUUUGAAGCCUUCCAUGUCUUUAAGGUGUUUGUGGCCAGUCCUCACAAAACCCAGCCUAUCGUGGAGAUUCUGUUAAAAAAUCAACCCAAACUCAUUGAGUUUCUGAGCAGCUUCCAAAAGGAAAGGACGGAUGAUGAGCAGUUCACCGAUGAGAAGAACUACCUGAUUAAACAGAUCCGGGACUUGAAGAAAACCACCCCGUGAGGGGCACACCCACCCUCCUGCCACAGUCCCCGUAUAAUUUGUUCAGUGUGUACAGAAAGUGUCAUUUUAAAAAGUCAUUGUUCUUGGGAAGGUUUUGGAGGUGCCUGUUUUUUUCUCAAUUCAUUGAUCAGAGUAGAUGGAAUAUAAACAUUUGAAUGAAGAAUGAUUAACCUAGAAUAAUGUCUUCAUUUGAAUCAAGUCUGGGAUGAUUUAUUUGAAAUCAGAGCCAAUGUAUUAGACAUUGAUAAAAAGUUUUAACCCUUGACAAAAGCUUGCAGACUGGAGCCGUGGGUCACCAUAGGCCACCGAGUAGAAGCUCAAAGCGUCACUGAGCCCUCAAAAUUAAGUUCUCAGAGGAGAACUGGCACUGGGGCGAGAGGCGCAAAUCCCGCCUAUGUGCACUCGGACACUCAGUUUUGUCAAGGCGCUGAGAGAGCUGGUGAAACAAGGCCCCUGUGUUCAGUUGUCACACGUCCUUGUUCCCCGCCCGUGUGUUUGCACCGUAGCUAGCCUGCCAGGGAAGCACGGCCUCCUCUCCCGCCCCGUCCAGGGCCCCGUCCAGUGGCUCCCCUCAGCACCCCGCUUCCUGGCACGCCCCCUGCAACCUCCCGCCCGGUUAGCGGUUAGUGGGGGACCCGCUCGGAGGAUGGGUCAACAAGGGUCACGGGGACUUGGGGACCUGCAGGUAGGACCUGCUCACAGACGGUGAAGCGGGAGGCACUGCGGUUUCACACUGAUGCCUGGAGGGCUAGGGGAUGUUUGGAAUAGCUAGCCUGUUCCUCACUGUCAUUAUGGGAACAUUUUUUGUGGUGAAAGUUGUUUAGAGAAGGAAUCACGCAUCGGGAUCCCUGGCGUGUACAAAACCGUGGGUCCAGAGGGCUAGACCACUUUUAUAAAUGAGGGACCGUGCCACUGGAAGGGCAAAUGAUUAAAUGUGUGCAAAAACUCUCGUGACCGAAAGUUCUCGCUCUCUAUCUUUAUAAUUACUUUCUAAUUAGCUGUCACUCUGCUUUCCCAUCACACCUUUCAGCGACAAGGUAGAAAACCUACAAACCUUUGGUCUCAAAUAUUCUCUUGCAUUCCUGCAAGAGUCCAUGAUUAAAGGACUUAAUUUGUGCUCUUUAAAAAGAGGCAUGGACCAACAACAAAAAGGUUAUGGUUUGUUUUCAGACCUCACAUGUGUAAAAUGAAGCCCUAAAACUAGAGUUGCAAGACAUUAAGGGUAUAAUUAUUAAUCUGUAUUUUUUCAUAAUUAUGUUUCCAAAUCCUGAGUGGUCACCUUCCAUCAGGACCUGCGCCAUGUUCUUCGCCCAGGCAUUUCUCCACCAGAGAGGGAUGCCUCUCCAGGGAUCCUCCUCCGGGACCAGCGCCCUCGGUCGCUUUUGUAUGUGAAGGAUUACCUGCCAGGGGUCCACCCUUCUUGGCACGGGCGCAGAUCCCUGCGGUUCGGGGUUCGGGGCCCAGAGCGGAGUCCUGAGGCCAAUGGGGCGGGGCCUGCGAGAUCCCUGCAGCAGCUGCGGCCUAAGCCAGCGGACGGCCAGCCGGCACUUGAGGACCUUGGUUUUUUGGCCACUGAAGUCAGAUUAUUUUUAUAACACUCCCUGACAGUCCAGGCUCUCUUAGAGUUUGACUUUUCUGAUUUUGCUUUUUAAAUUAAAAGUGAGGACUGUAAAUAUUCAAAAAGAGAGAGAAGGCACAAUAAUCAUUGGAAAUUUGUUUGGUUGCUAAUGCUGUUCCACAACAUCUUAGGAAACAUGUGUCCAUUUGGAAAGCAAGGCCCUGUUGUAAUUCGUUUUUGAUAAAACGUUUUAUUUCCUCUGGGCCUAAAUUAGCUCUUGGCCAACAAGCACUUACCCUAGAUCAGUACCUGUCAGACAGAAAACUAGAGCCGAAGAGGACAUGAAUGAAGUAGCUGGGGUUUUGUGUGGGACAAAUUUGUAAAUUAUGAAUGUGAAAGGGGGGAACAAGAAGCCUACAGUCAAAAUAUGUUUGCACAAAAUUCACUGUAAAUAUUCUGAGAAUUGAACUUUGAGAAGGUCCUAUUUAAUGAGCUAUUUCAAAACACACAUUUAAAUACCGACUAAAUAAAAAGGUGCCACACA